Messenger RNA from Chanos chanos (milkfish), 1800 nucleotides. RefSeq names its product trafficking protein particle complex subunit 14 (gene trappc14). Bases 1 to 1800 code for a protein of 599 amino acids. Gene Ontology annotation, biological process: cilium assembly. Gene Ontology annotation, cellular component: TRAPPII protein complex. Lineage: Eukaryota; Metazoa; Chordata; Actinopteri; Gonorynchiformes; Chanidae. The transcript is spliced from 10 exons. The record is from RefSeq and is a predicted model, not a curated record. Gene Ontology annotation, molecular function: alpha-tubulin binding.
AUGGUUUUAAUGAUGGAAUCGCAGUGCGAGUAUUUUAUGUAUUUCCCAGCCGUGCCCAUUUCGGACUUGUCCGAUCCAGCUCGGUAUCGAACACUUCCACGUCGCAGUCACUUGUACCUUGGCGAAACCGUGCGUUUUCUACUGGUCUUGCGCUCCCAAAAUGUUGCAUCUGGGUCUACAGGGAGUGCGGGUGUUGACAGCGGUGGGUCAGAGCAUCCGAGCAGCCGCUCUUGGAGAGAGCUGGCCAAUUCUCUGUGUGCUGUUGCAAGUGUCUGCCCUGGCGACAACAGACAGAGGACACAACCAUUGUACCAUGAUUACCACAGCAGUGGGGACGAAUAUGUGGAGGACACCGACGACGAUGACGCAGCUGAGACAGGCUGCACAGGUAGAGGAGGCAUGAGAUACCGAGGUUUCAGAGAGUGCAAGCCGCUCCUCAUUCACAAUAACCCGGGUAAUGGCGUGAGAGAAUUCCGCAAGGCACCUUUACAGUCACCUGUAGAUGAGCCUGUUGUGCUGAAUGAUGAGGUCAUCUUCCCUCUCACUGUUUCAUUGGACAAACUCCCUGUCAACACUCUGAAAGUGAAGAUCAUUGUGACUGUGUGGAAGCAGGAAGAGGAGAAAGCCGAAAUUCGGGAGCAGGGCUACCUCAGCAUCCUACAGCAGAAGAACCCUUGCCAAACCUUCCGCCAGGACCUCAACACAUUCAAAGCCCAGGUCAGCACCACGCUGAACGUCUUACCACCGCCCACAGUGAAGUGUCAGCAGAUGACUGUGUCUGGGAGACACUUGACUAUCUUGAAAGUGUUAAACGGAAGUUCUCAGGAGGAGGUGUGUGUGAGAGACAUCAGAAUCCUGCCCAACUUCAACACGGCCUACUUGCCCAUGAUGCCUGACGGCUCAGUGCUGCUAGUUGACAAUGUCUGUCACCAGUCAGGAGAGGUUGCCAUGACAUCAUUCUACAGAAUGGACAGCGAGUCCAGCCGUCUUCCCAGUACACUCACUGCUCUAGAGGAGCAGAACUUUCUGUUCCAGCUGCAGCUGAAUGAUCAGACACAGGAAGACACAAAUGAGGGACUGGAGGUGCCGUUGGUGGCUGUUCUGCAGUGGUCCACCUCCAAACUGCCCUUCACCAACUCCAUCUACACCCAUUACAGCCUGCCCAGGGUUAAGCUGGACCGACCCCGCUUUGUGAUGACAGCCAGCUGCCCCAGUGUUGUAAGGGCGCAGGAACAUUUUCGGGUCAGAUACACUCUACUCAACAACCUACAAGACUUCCUGGCUGUCCGGCUGGUCUGGACUCCUGAGGGUCGCGGGCAGAAGGAAGACCCUGCAGUGAAUGCAGUGGUGUGUCACUCUCCACUCAGUAACCUUGGUUACUGUCGCAAGGGCAGCACUCUGUCUGUUACUGUGGCCUUCCAGAUACUCAAAGCAGGCCUCUUUGAGUUGAGUCAGCACAUGAAGCUGAAGCUGCAGUUCACGGCAUCCGUGUCCAACCCGCCUCCGGAGGCCAGGCCUCUCUCCCGCAAAAACAGCCCCUCCAGCCCAGCCGUCAGGGACAUCCUGGACCGGCACCAGGCCAGUCUGAGCCUGGGCCGCUCUCAGUCCUUCUCCCAUCAACAACCUUCCAAAUCCCUCCUCACCAGGACAGGUAGUGUUAUGGAACGCCGUGCUAUCACACCUCCGGUGGGGUCUCCCGUUGGCCGGCCUCUCUACCUCCCCCCAGACCGCAACAUCCUCUCCCUCGACAAGAUCGCCAAGCGAGAGUGCAAGGUACUCGUGUUGGAGGCACACAGCUAA